Messenger RNA from Physcomitrium patens, 3095 nucleotides. RefSeq lists its product as uncharacterized. Gene Ontology annotation, molecular function: cyclase activity. NCBI's taxonomy places the organism in Eukaryota, Viridiplantae, Streptophyta, Bryopsida, Funariales, Funariaceae. The record is from RefSeq and is a predicted model, not a curated record. Gene Ontology annotation, biological process: sesquiterpene biosynthetic process.
AAAAGACGAGGCAAGGAAACUCGCAUCUCAACUUCUGAAAACUGGGUGCAGGAUUCUGCCAGAAUUUGCGGGUAUUCAAGGUUCAGUCUGUGUUCUGUCCACAAACUAUGGUAUCUUGUCCAGCAGUAAUAUCACAAGUUCAGAGAAAGUAUGCGGAAUAUGGGGAGACAACAGUGCAACAGAUGCCACCUGAGGUUCUUUAUUGUGCACUGGUCUGUAGGCUUCAAGGAAUGUCGGAUGUUUAUUUACUUGUGUAAUUGAUUUAAAUGUUUUUUUGGUGUGGUGGUGUGGUGUGAUCGCAACCUGGAAUCGGCAAAGGCAGAGAUUGCUUGGGCUAUUCGUUGGGUUUAGAUGGAGGUAGAGAGAAGCACGUUACAAGGGUGCGUACUUGUGGUUGUUGGCAGUGGUCUCUGGUUAACAGUAUUAGGUCGUCGUCCAAUCAAAGAGUGGUUGCUUCAAAGUGUUAGGAUCGGGUAUAAUUUCAGAAUUUCUGGACGUGCGAAUUUGGAUCGCGGAGGUCGUGGCUGAUGACAGUAUGUCUAAUUUUGAGCAGUCGGUGUUGAUGGUUUCUGUCUUGUGUGUAAGCUCAUUUUGUCUCGAGCGAAGCUUUUAUAGCGGUGGUCUGUAAAUGAGGUUGUUCAGGGACAGACACCUUGAGAUGCGGAGCUGGGAAGCACUCAUGGUAAGACGAACUGUUCUUCAGCAGAUGGUCAAGGAAAUUUCUUCAGAAGCGAGGUUGUUGAGUUUUUAGUACUGCAGUGCAGCAGUCUUUCACAAAAUCGAAGUGUUCAUUAGAGCAAAAUUUUCUGUAUGAGGAAAUGACAGUGGAAAAUAGGGAUUCAAAUGCGUCCAAAGAUGCUACUUCUAUGGACAAUCCGUGGGAUCAAGGAGAGUUGAGCCGAACCUGCGGAGAUGAAAUUAGAGAAUCGAGAGGUGAGAUGAAGAAUGGUAAGAAAUCGAGGCUGGAAAGUAAUGGAGGAGUGCGUAACUCCAAAGACGAGGUAGAGAUUGAGAGUGCGCCGGUCACGAUCAGGGAUUUGCUAAGUGAUAGUCAAAUUAAGAGGCCGGAGCCCAAAAGUGGUGGUGAUUUGGAGCCGGACACUUAUAAACAAGAGAGCUUCCGGUCGUGGUCCUUCAGAAGUUUGUUGGGUAGUUAUAGACGUAACAAUGAAAGCCAUGAUGUGUCGAAUUCCAGCGUCCCGAACCCAAACAUGCCUAAGUCUAGUCCGUCACCAAGCAGGAAUUCUACGAAUGGGAAAGUGGAGAGUAAUUCUAGCCCGUUACAGCACGGAUCACCGCUGUCACAGGGGUCACCGCUGAGGCAAGGAUCGCCGAUUGUGAUGAAACUACUGACUCCAACGAUGUCUUUCGCCCGAAUUAAAGAUGAGAAGGAGGAGAAGUCGAGAAUGAUACCUUCAACUGAGGGACUGGAGUUGAAGGAUGGCAUCAAGCUUCCCCUGAUAGGAGAAGUAAGGUGGGAGGAUCUAAAGCAGCAAGCAAUUAUGUGGCUGAAAAAUCCAAAGAACUUGGUGUUGCUGCUUUGGAUAAUUGCGGUAGCUGUCUCAGGAGCUAUCUUGUUCAUGGUCAUGGUUGGAAUGUUGAAUGCAGUUCUCAAGAAGAAGAGUGAUCGUGAUCUUUGGUUUGAGAUUUCAAAUCAGAUUCUGAAUGCGCUUUUUACCCUCAUGGCACUCUACAACCAUCCCAUAAGGAUCCUUCACUUGGUCUACUUGAUUCGUUACAACCCUACAGACAUUAUCAAGCUCCGGCGAAGUUACUGCAAGGAUGGGCUUCGGAAACCACAUGAAUGGGCUCACAUUUUAGUGGUGGUGCUCCUUCUGCAUUUGAAUUGUAUUGCGCAGUAUUGUCUCUGUGGUCUCAACUGGGGCUACCGGAGAUCAGAUCGUCCUGCAUUUGGUGUGGCCAUCACCCUUCUGGUCUCAUUUGGGGCAGCUGCUGCUGCUGGGAUUUACACCUCAUUGAGUCCUUUGAGAAGAGAUUAUUUUGCAGUAGGUGAUGGUGAUGAUGAUGGGGCUAUGCGCGAGAAGGAUGAUCUUCUUGUGGACAAAAUGGAGAGGGCCGAGUCUGGAGGGCACUCGUCUUCAAACCACCCAUCUUUGUUCAAGCUGCACAAUCCCAAGUACAAGCUAUUAGAGAAAAGCAAGUCUUUCAGAUGUCGAGAAGGAAGACCUGUGCCAAAUCCGCAAUGGGAAGGUGGCGUGUUUAGCUUUUACGAUGAGCCCACCAUUAGCAUCCUAACCAUAAUUUGCUUCCCUUGUGUAAUGGGAUUUAAUUAUGAGAGGCUCGGAUUCGGUAACCGCUAUGUGCAUAUUGCAACUUUCCUCCUCCUGCUGGGUGCGCCGUACAUGGUCUUUAAUCUGGCAGCAAUCAACAUCAACAACGAACCCGUGAGAACAUCCUUGGGAGUAGGUGGAGCUGUGCUGUGUGUCUUCAGUUUACUCUAUGGGGGCUUUUGGCGGAUCAAGAUUCGAGAGAGAUACAACUUGCCUGCACAUGCAUGGUGUUGCAACAAACCCAACAUGAGUGACUGUUUCAUAUGGCUUUUUUGCUCCUUAUGCUCUCUAUGUCAGGAGGUCCGCACAGCAGAGGCUUAUGAUGUUCGGAACGACACAUUCUUCUCCAGAUCUCUAGUCAAGCCAAAUACCUCACGAAACCCACCUGAUUCUGGAAUAACAAGCAGCGCGGUGCCAGGUCCAGCUCCCUUUCUUCACCCUCCUUCGAGCUCCGUAAUGGUGGCACCCCAAGUGCAAGACUCAUUCCUACGUGAGCAAAUUGGGACACAAUUGCGAGACAUGCCUGAUAGUUCUUCUACAUUCUCCCCUUCACCUGGCUACAAGGUGAAUUGCAUCCCAGAUGCUGAAGUAAAAGGCAUGUCUCCUCAAGGUCGAUGACAGAAGCUGUGAAGGCACCUCUGCAAACGCAUGCAACAAGGACAAUAAGAAUGGAGAGUCUCAGGGAGUUGUGUGUGAAUUUCAUUCGUUAAAACAGACAUAAACCAAUGGGUAUGUUUCAUACUAAAUUCACAUGAAAUGUAAUGAAACGUAAUGAAAUGAAGCAUUCAUUAGUGUAUUCAACUA